Molecule: messenger RNA, 2635 nt
Organism: Notodromas monacha
Lineage: Eukaryota; Metazoa; Arthropoda; Ostracoda; Podocopida; Cyprididae
Source: the annotation of a GenBank genome assembly
AUGGAUGGAGGAGACAUCAAGGACAAUUGUAACAAAUAUUUUGCCUUGUUGCAGCAUUAUGGCGUUGGUAUUGCGACGUUAUUUGUGAGUGAAAACGGGAGUUUUUCAGAGCCUGUCUUACCUGAUGAACCGGUUCCUGUCGUUAUUGAUAUGAAACUCAUAUGGCUGAUCACAUGGAUUCGUGUGUUGGUGUUGCGUGGAGUAUUUUCUGCGGGAACCGCUAAUAGUGAUGUGUGUGUUGAUCGAACGGAAUGUGAAGAAGCCGUAAGUCCUGCCGAUCUCGCCAAGAAAUAUUCUGAAGGAGCAAAAGUUGUUUCAGAUCUGAGGCAAGAAGUUGAUGAAGCCCGAUUGCGUUUUCAACCGUGUGGCGGAGUGAACUGCUCGUGCUUUUUCUCAACGAUAACUUCCGACCUUGCUCCUUUUGUAAAUGGGGUAUCAAGGUUGCAGUUCGCUGAAGCUUUAAACAAAGGUGUCCGUUACGUCAUUGCGAAUGGCAGCGUGUAUCGUGAUGGGAAAUGUACUUUUCCCGCACGGUGCGAAGGUGUGGAAUACUUUUUCAAGAUGAUCUCUCCCGAAUUGUCCGUAAACGUUGAGCUUGUCGUGAAUGAUUUCGACUGGCCGAAAGUUCCAAAACGCGAAAAUUUCCCUCCAGUUUUCUCGUUUAGCAAGACGAAAGUUUACGGAGACAUCAUGUAUCCAGCUUGGUCCUUCUGGAGCGGUGGACCAGCGAUAUCGCUGUAUCCUACAGGCAUCGGAAGAUGGGAUCAGAUUCGGGUCGAGCUGCAAAAGGCGGCGAAAAGGCAUCCGUGGGGACAGAAAAUAUCGCAAGGCUUUUUUCGUGGGUCCAGAACCAGUGCUGAAAGAGACAGUCUAGUUCUUCUUUCACGGAAGGAACCGGAUCUUGUAGAAGCCAUGUACACGAAAAAUCAAGCGUGGAAAUCGCCAAAGGACACGUUGGACGCAGAACCGGCUCCCGAAGUUUCGUUUGAGAAGCAUUGCAAGUACAAGUAUUUGUUCAACUUCCGUGGCGUUGCGGCGAGCUUUCGGUUACGACAUUUGUUUCUGUGUGGAAGUCUGGUGAUACACGUCGGGAGCGAUUGGCAGGAGUUUUUCUACAGUGCAUUAAAACCUUGGAUACAUUAUGUACCUUUGCCUGAUAAUCCGUCCGAAGAGAAAAUCAGUUUUGAUGUUCGAACGCUAGGUGUGAAAAUGCGAGGAAUAGUGCGAGUAUCUGGUCGAGACCGAUUGUUACUCCAGCGCAUUUUCAACCACGGUUACUUGUCAUGUGCCGGAAUUUCCAGUGCGUCGAAAUAUUUGAAGCAUGGCUUAGACGAGCCUUUUCCCCGUAAAUAUGAUGCUCGUCAAGUGGAAGUCGGAUGGAACGAUUAUUGGGAUGCUCUGAGACGAGAAUCGAAUUCGAAUAGAAGACAAGAUGAGCGACCCACAUUCAGUAUGAUUCUGCCUCCGCCGAAUGUCACUGGGGCUUUGCAUCUUGGUCAUGCUUUGACUAUUGCCAUACAGGACGUUGUCAUAAAAUGGUACAAAUAUGGCGAUGAUAUUAAUGACAUAAUUCAAUUGAAUACGAUGAGGGGGCUGAAAACCUCAUGGACGCCAGGUUUUGACCAUGCGGGGUUAGCCACUCAGGUGGUAGUUGAAAAGAAAUUGAAGGCAACCAAAGGCGUCUCUAGACACGACGUGGGGCGAGUGGCUUUCUUAAAAGAAGUGGAAGAAUGGAAAGAAUUAAAGAGAGCGAGAAUGCGGGAUCAGCUGAAGACCCUCGGGGCAUCUUUGGACUGGGAGAACGAGUUCUACACGUUGGGGGAGAACACUUCAAAAUUUGUGAGGCAGUCAUUCGUGAAACUUUUCGAUGCUGGAAUGAUCUAUCGUGGAGAAAGAAUCGUCAACUGGUGUCCAAGUCUUUGCUCGACAGUUUCUGAGGUUGAGGUUGAUCGAUUGGAUCUGGAUGGUACUGGUCCAAUGCGGAUGGUGCCUGGAUAUGAUGAACCUCGCAACAUCGGGUUGCUCACUGUGUUCGAAUAUGAGCUCGAAAAUCCUUCAGAUGGACGCAUAGCUGUGGCAACGACGAGACCGGAAACGAUGCUAGGUGACGUUGCCCUUGCUGUACAUCCGGAGGAUAGUCGUCAAGCUGCUUACAUCGGAAAACGAGCGAAACACCCGUUUCUCGACAGACUUCUCCCAAUUAUCGCGGAUGGGUCCGUCGAGCCGACUUUUGGGACUGGCGUGGUCAAGGUCACUCCAGCUCAUGACAAGGCCGAUUUCGAGCUCAGUGUUCGUCACCGUCUGAAACCCAUUAACAUAUUCGAUGAUUGCUGUGCGAUGAAUGACAAUUGUGGAACAUUCGCGGGAAUGCCGAGGUACGAAGCUCGAGCUGCAGUGAUUGACGCCUUGCGCUUCGGUGGCUACUUGAUAUCUAGAAACCCUCAUCCUAUUUCAUUGCCGGUGUGUUCGAGAACGGGGGAUAUUAUUGAGCCUGUUCUUCGAGAGCAAUGGUUCUUGAAAUCUCGUGUAUUGGCCGAGAAAGUGCUGGCGUCGUUGCGUCAAAACGAAGUCAAGAUUUAUCCUGCUAGUGAAAAGGAGAAACUGGAAAGCUGGUUCAUCGGUUUGAGGUAAUGUU